AUGCCAUCCAACCAGCAAAUGAUGUCGACAGCAUUUGCCCCGAGCCAGUCACACAUCCGGCCAUCUUCGUCCGAGAAGCAUUGGCACACCGAGACCGGACGUAAUAAAGCCAUGGCAUCAUCUUCUGACACGCAGUCUAUCGUCUACAAGCAGCCUGCCUGGCAGCAGAACAUUGCAUACGGGCCCUCCUGCCAACGAGACUGA
Molecule: messenger RNA, 204 nt
Organism: Diaporthe amygdali
Lineage: Eukaryota; Fungi; Ascomycota; Sordariomycetes; Diaporthales; Diaporthaceae
Exons: 1
Coding region: 1-204 (67 amino acids)
Source: RefSeq, a predicted model, not a curated record